AUGUCCUGGAAAUUAGGCACCUCCAAAAAGUCCAACUUGAAGGAUGCCAAAGAGAAUGGCGUCGUCUCACGAUCCGUCACCCCGAUACCGUCGCGGCCCACAACUCCCAAGCCUCCUGGUGCUAUCGACCAGCAAGCUCACCUUCGAUCUGGUAUGCUUACGAUUCGUAUCUUCUCUGGGCGCGGUCUCUCCUUAGCACCUGGCGUGCAUGUCCCAGAGGUCAUCCAAAAAGCGCUUGACAACCCACCUGCACGAAGAUCAGCAAGCAACCGCGAAAGCAUGCAGAGGAGGCGAUUGUGGUGGCUUCCAUAUGUUGUCCUUGAGUUCGACAACAAUCAAGUUCUGGUAGACGCCAUGGGCGGAGAUCUAACUAACCCUGUGUGGUCGUACCGGGCAGACUUUGAUGUGUCCCGCACAUCGACAAUAUCAGUCUCGUCAUAUCUUCGAACCGCCGCUGCUGUACACAGCCAAGAAGAUAUGGGUAACGACCUGCUCAUGGCUCGUGUAGAUCUUACUCCUGUACUUGAUGGACAUCAUGCUUCAGAUCAAUGGUACAUUGCCACCGCUGGCACUGGCUCGUUUCACCUCAAAAUCGACUACAAACCAAUAAGGAACGAGUCUUUGACUAUUGAUGCAUUCGAUUUGUUGAAAGUGAUUGGCAAAGGGAGCUUCGGUAAAGUGAUGCAAGUGCGCAAAAAGGAUACGCAGCGGAUAUAUGCUCUCAAGACGAUUCGAAAAGCCCAUAUCGCAUCACGCCCCGGCGAAAUCACACACAUAUUGGCUGAGCGGACGGUACUGGCACUGGUCAACAAUCCGUUUAUCGUGCCACUCAAAUUCUCUUUCCAAAAUCCUGACAAGUUAUACCUCGUAAUGUCAUUCGUCAAUGGCGGCGAACUAUUCUAUCAUCUGCAGAGGGAAGGUAAAUUUGAUCAGGAUCGCAGCCGAUUUUACGCCGCAGAACUUCUAUGUGCACUCGAGCAUUUACACGGAUUUAACGUAGUUUACCGCGACCUGAAGCCUGAAAAUAUAUUACUCGAUUACACAGGUCAUAUCGCUCUUUGUGAUUUUGGUCUUUGUAAGCUCAACAUGUCAGAGACAGAGAAAACAAACAAGCUACUCGAGAGCCAGGGGUACACGAAGACAGUUGACUGGUGGACGCUCGGAGUCCUGCUCUACGAAAUGAUGGUGCGCCCUUCGAAACAUUUGCCUCUGACCAUGACUCGAUCAAAUGUACAGACGGGAUUACCCCCUUUCUAUGACGAGAAUGUCAACGUGAUGUACCAACGCAUCCUCAGUGACCCACUUGUAUUUCCUUCGGAUAUGCCAUCAGAGGCCAGGAGUGUCAUGAUCGGUCUCCUUCAGCGUGAUCCUGCCCGACGUCUGGGAGCAAAUGGCGGUGAAGAGAUCAAGCGACAUCCUUUCUUUGCCAAAUAUGUUGACUGGAACAGGCUGCUACACAAAAAGAUUCAACCACCGUUCAAACCAAGUGUUGAAUCCGUACUCGAUGUGGCUAAUUUCGACCCGGACUUCACUAACGAAGACCCUCAAGACUCUGUUGUUGAGGACUCUGCUCUUUCGUCUACCGUGCAAGAGCAGUUUAAGGGAUUCACGUAUAAUCCCGCCAAUGAGCACCUCAGCGAGAGCGUCAACUAUGGACACGCAAUGGGUUAA
Messenger RNA from Suillus plorans, 1671 nucleotides. Its product is annotated as kinase-like domain-containing protein. Lineage: Eukaryota; Fungi; Basidiomycota; Agaricomycetes; Boletales; Suillaceae. Gene Ontology annotation, biological process: protein phosphorylation. The record is from RefSeq and is a predicted model, not a curated record. The coding region runs from base 1 to 1671 and encodes 556 amino acids. The transcript is spliced from 11 exons. Gene Ontology annotation, molecular function: protein serine/threonine kinase activity; ATP binding.